AUGGCUGAGCCUCAGAAACACAGCGUCUCAAACGAGAAGAGUGAACUUUUCAAUGACACUGCCGGUACACAUAUUGAUGCUGUUGCGGAAAAGAAGUUGUUGCGAAAGUGCGAUCUUUACAUUCUACCGCCUUUAUUUGUGCUAUUUCUACUUGCCUUCAUUGACAGAACCAAUAUUGGCAAUGCUAGAAUACAGGGACUCGAAGCAGACCUUGACAUGCACGGUAGUGACUACAACAUAGCGCUGUUCAUGUUUUUCCCUACGUAUAUCUUGUUUGAAGUGCCUAGCAACCUAAUCCUCAAGAAACUUGCCCCCUCGACAUGGCUCUCCCUUAUCAUGAUCUUAUGGGGUAUUUCAACCAUCGGUAUGGGGCUCGUGAAGAACUUCGAGGGCCUACUUGCCAUGCGUGUUCUACUGGGGUUAUUUGAAGCUGGCUUGUUCCCCGGCUGCGUCUAUCUCAUAUCCAUGUAUUACAAGCGCUAUGAGCUACAAUGGCGUUUGACACUCUUCUUUACAGCUUCCAUCAUUGCUGGAGCAUUCGGCGGCCUGUUGGCUUUUGCAAUUGCCAAAAUGGACGGAGUUGCAGGUUACGGAGGCUGGAGGUGGAUCUUCAUCAUCGAAGGAAUCGUUACUGUUGUCAUGGGCUUUGUCACGAAAUUCUGGUGCACAGAUUGGCCGGAGACUGCACGGUUUCUCACUGAAGACGAACGGGCCCUACUCGUCGCACGUCUCAGCUCAGAUACUGGUGACGCCGUCAUGAACCGUUUUGACAAGAGGGCUGCUCGUCGCAUCUUCUCAGACCCGAAAAUCUACCUAGGAGUGGUGGCAUACUUCGGUAUCGUCAACACGGGAUACGCUGGAGUUUUCUUCGUCCCGACUAUCGUCAAGGAACUUGGCUACACAUCCUCUACCGCGCAGAUCCGUUUUAUACCAAUCUUCGUGGUCGCUACCGUCGUCGCCAUCAUCGCAGCAUACGUGUCUGAUCGUAUCCGUAAUAGAUAUUGGCUGAGCAUGCUUGGUUUGGUCGUUGCAUCGACAGGAUACAUCAUGUUAUUGGCGCAAGACAAUCUCUCCGCUGGCGUCAAGUAUUUUGCCUUGUUCCUUAUCGUUCCAGGUGGCUUUAUAACCCAGCCCAUCGUAUUAGUGUGGAUGUCCAAUCUAGUAUCUGGACACUACAAGCGCUCUGUAAGUUCUGCGAUGCAAAUAGGUCUCGGUAAUCUUGGCGGUGUCGUUGCAUCGAACAUUUUCUUGAUUUCGGAGGCCCCAAAGUAUCCGACUGGGUAUGGGGUAAGUCUGGGCAUGUUGUGGAUAUGCGGCGCUGCUUGCACUGCGCUUUUCUUCCUGGUCAAGAUCGAGAAUAAGAAGAGGGAUAGAGGUGAAAGAGAUUGGAGACUCGAAGGACUGGAUGCGGAUAACCUCGGAGACGACCAUCCACACUUCAGAUUGACCAUAUAG
This is a messenger RNA of Boeremia exigua, 1455 nucleotides long. RefSeq names its product major facilitator superfamily domain-containing protein. The coding region runs from base 1 to 1455 and encodes 484 amino acids. The record is from RefSeq and is a predicted model, not a curated record. Gene Ontology annotation, biological process: transmembrane transport. The transcript is spliced from 6 exons. Gene Ontology annotation, molecular function: transmembrane transporter activity. NCBI's taxonomy places the organism in Eukaryota, Fungi, Ascomycota, Dothideomycetes, Pleosporales, Didymellaceae. Gene Ontology annotation, cellular component: membrane.